Molecule: messenger RNA, 1368 nt
Organism: Enterobius vermicularis (human pinworm)
Lineage: Eukaryota; Metazoa; Nematoda; Chromadorea; Rhabditida; Oxyuridae
Source: the annotation of a GenBank genome assembly
AUGAAAUUUUUCACGGCUGAAACUGCUUUACAGGGCCAUGGUGAACAAAAUCAAGUUGAUGGAAAUUUACAGCUUUCAGCGUUGGUAGGCAAAAGACGUGUACAGCGGAUCGUAAACGAGGUAGAUAUUGAAGAUCAAAAACCCAUUCCUAUUUUAGUAAUGGCAGCGAAGAGGCCGUUAGCUAUUCGUAACCAUCUGGAACAAUUACUGAAAUACCGGCCUUCACCAAAAAGGUUUCCUAUUAUUGUUAGCCAGGACGGUGUAAACGAGGCAACGACUUCUGCGAUCGAGCACUUUGUCAACGCUUCAAACAACGUAUUUUUUAUGCAUCAUAAGGACAGGAUUGGACCGGGUACUCAAAGUCAAAAAAAUGCAAAGAGUUAUUUUUACAUAGCACAGCAUUACAAAUGGGCGCUAGAUAAAGUUUUCAGUGGUCCGGUUUACGAACACGUUGUUGUGACUGAGGAUGACCUUGAUAUUGCUCAAGAUUUCUUUUCUUAUUUCCUGGGGACAAGGAAACUUCUGAAGACCGAUUCUACUAUAUGGUGCAUUAGCGCGUGGAAUGACAACGGUGGCAGUGAAAUUACUGAUAGGGCUGGAGUAGAACAGUUGUACCGAACUGACUUUUUUCCAGGACUUGGAUGGAUGUUAACAAAGGAACUUUGGCAAGAACUUUCACCUUUUUGGCCAGAAGCCUAUUGGGAUGACUGGCUUCGCAAACAAGAAGUUCGCAAAAAUAGAGUUUGUAUACGUCCAGAAGUUUCUCGAACAGCUCACAAUAAUAAAGUUGCUGGUAAAGGUUCAAGCGGAGGUCUUUAUAAUAAAUAUUUUGCAUCAAUUCACUUGCCGGAGCAGCCUGUUGACUUUUUACAGCUCGACCUUUCUUAUCUUGUUAAAGACAAUUAUGAUAGAAUUCUUAAACAACGCCUCGCUGGUGCGAAAGCAAUAUCUGUGAAUGAUAUCGAAAAGAAAGCUGUUAAAAAGGGCAACGUUUAUAGAGUUAUUUAUAAAACUCCAAGAGAAUACAGACGUCUUGCCAAGGCUGUAGGAUUAAUGAAUGAUAUUAGGUCUGGUAUGCCACGGACUGCAUAUUACGGUGUUGUGCCAUUUCUUUUUGGUGGUUCUCGGAUUUAUGCUGUACAUCCAAAUCUUUCGCCAGACAAUGAUUUUAUGCGCCUUAAUUCUUCCGAAGUGUACGAUGAAGUGUGGGACAAAAUGACUCGCUUUUUGGAUUUCGAGCAACUUUAUUGCACGGCGAAAAAGUACACUGGCAAAUGCGACCCGAAAAGUAAAGAUUUAAUAGCUUGGUUUGAGAAAAAGAAGUUAUUGAAGCGACUCACGGCCUGGGGUGAAAUGAUUGUAAAUUAA